GCCAGGCAUAGUCCUUCUUGGUCUGCAGACGCCCUUCGAUUUACCGUUUCGUUUGCCGUUUCCUUAUUCUUUUCCUCCUUCUCCCUUUCGUCUUCCGCCCCUUGUCUUUCCACAUCGAUUGUUUUUUUAUUGUUUUUUGUGCCCGUCUCUGCGACCCCCCUCGUCCCCUCCAUGUCACUGUCUUCCUUUGUUGGAGGGCACGACUUAGCGCGGACUUUCUUUGACGUCGACGCUUUGGCACACGCGUUGACGGAUGACCGUUUCGCAUACACGGGCCGCAGGAGCGGCCAGAGGCGGCCCCCUGGAGGGGAAUAUUCACCGCCACCGUUUGUGUUGCAGAGUCCUCAAUGGUCAAGUUCGUCGCUCAGCGGCGUGAGAGGGAGGGAGUCCGGAGCGAGUGAGGUGGGGUCCGGCAGACGCAGCGACGGCGGCAUAGAUAUUGCAGGAUCGAUGCCUCCACCACCUGCACGGACUCCGGAGGCCAGGGUCGAUGCCGGGGACCAGACGGCGGCACCCGGAGUUGCGCACAGCGGCAGUUCCCCGCCGACAGUCCGAGAUGGUGUGGGUGGCGGAUGGUUAUCUGUUCGUCGGGUCGGGGACCGAUUGCGGGCGGAUUACGACGUCGGGAGGGGCGUCUUCACCGGACGUACGCCAGUUGAGACGCAGGCCGUGGAGGGUGGGUCCGGACCUCCGAGCCUGCAUAUGGCAGGCCGCAUGCUCGGUUUGUCACGAGUGGAGACGAGGAGAUCAUUGGUCCUCGAGGCCGCAGGGACAUCCACGGACAUGCUGCGGGGAGAGCAGUUCACAUCGGGCGACGAGGGGUUGUUGAUGCGUCCCGGGACGAGACGACAGCAUGGCCUCUCGGAGGUUGAGGCUCGACUCGCGGCAGGGGUCGCCGGUGCCCAGGCAAUAUUGGACGCGAUUCAGAGGGAGAGAGAGAUGGGGAUUGUUGCACGGGCGGCGGAGGACGAGGACGCAGACACAGAGUCCGAGCCGAUUGAGAUUGCGGCCCGCAGACACAGGGCACAGGUGGCCGCAGCAGCCGCUGCAGCACAGGCGACAUACCUCAGCGGAGCACGGGGCACAGGUGCGGGAGGGAGAGGAGGGCGCCGGGGAGGACCGCAUGGCCGCCCGUCCUCCGGGAGAGGCCGCGCGCGCUCUGGAGGGAGAUGACGACGUCUGUGGUUUUUAUUUAUUUUUUUCAUUAGUUUUUUUUAUUGUUUGCAUGGUUGUACAACCUGGACGCUCUGUCGGCAGGGUUGUUGCAUAUUUAUGUCGAUGUUGUUCCAUGGAGACGGCGACAGUAUGUGGACAUUAGUUUUUUUUUUUUUUUUUUGCUACUCGGUUGUACAGUAGAGACGACGGGUCCAGUUUUUGGCKUCAGCCUUGUACAUACGCAUUUCCACUGAAAUGCUUUGUCAGUAGGGUCCAGUUUUUUUUUUGCUACUCGGUUGUACAGUAGAGACGACGGCCCGUCGAUGGGUCCAGUUUUUGGCUUCAGCCUUGUGCAUACGCAUUUCCAUUGAAAUGCUUUGUCAUAUAUUUGCUCUUGUUCGUGUUCCUCUCCCAACCUCGGUUUUGCAUCUGAGUCGCUGUUGUGUGGUGAGUGGUUUCUGGUUUGUUAUUGUGAUUGUUGCAAAUUAUGUGCUUCUCUGAUGCCACAUGGAUGUCUCCAUAAUGAAUGUGCUGUUAAUUU
Messenger RNA from Chara braunii, 1696 nucleotides. The record is from the annotation of a GenBank genome assembly. Lineage: Eukaryota; Viridiplantae; Streptophyta; Charophyceae; Charales; Characeae.